Messenger RNA from Pisolithus orientalis, 952 nucleotides. Its product is annotated as 40S ribosomal protein S7. The record is from RefSeq and is a predicted model, not a curated record. The transcript has 3 exons. Gene Ontology annotation, cellular component: 90S preribosome; ribosome; cytosolic small ribosomal subunit. Gene Ontology annotation, molecular function: structural constituent of ribosome. NCBI's taxonomy places the organism in Eukaryota, Fungi, Basidiomycota, Agaricomycetes, Boletales, Pisolithaceae. The coding region runs from base 242 to 829 and encodes 195 amino acids. Gene Ontology annotation, biological process: rRNA processing; translation; ribosomal small subunit biogenesis.
CUGUGUUUGUCGCAAGAGCCUGCAGCCAUCGCAAUCUCACCACCAGAAGACAUCAGCGAACGCGUCGAGCUCGGUGAGUACAAACUAGAUCAUGUUGGCAUGCCAAAAGCUUUAAAUCGUCAUCCUAUGAUGGUUGAUGGCGAAAAAUUUGGGCAGAAAGUUCUGUGUUGUGUGGAUGCGGAUGAGGUGCGCUGGAUGCUAAUGCAUACAAUCGACCAUCCACAGGUUUUAACAUACCACCAUGUCCGUUGCUGUCAAGAUCCUUCGUACGGCAAACGCGCCAAACACUGCUCCAGAUGAAACGGAGACCAGCGUUGCCCAGGCAUUGCUCGACCUAGAGACCAACGUUCCCGAGCUCAAGGCUGAGCUUCGCCCCCUACAAAUUUCCGCUGCCCGGGAGGUGGAUGUCCGCGGAGGAAAGAAAGCCAUCGUAGUAUUUGUCCCCCAUCCCCAACUGAAGGCAUUCCAUAAGGUUCAGCAAAGGCUUACGAGGGAAUUGGAGAAGAAGUUUUCUGAUAGACACGUAGUCUUCGUCGCCCAACGCCGGAUUCUUGGCAAGCCAACACGCAACUCGCGCACCAAGCAGAAGAGACCCCGUAACCGCACGCUCACGCAAGUCCACGAGAAAAUACUUGAAGACCUUGUCUUCCCCACAGAGAUCAUUGGCAAGAGGACUCGGGUUGCGACUGACGGGUCAAAGCUCUUAAAAGUGAUUCUUGACCCCAAGGACGCCACGUCGUUGGAGUAUAAGUUGGAUUCAUUCUCAUCCGUCUACCGGCGUUUGACAGGCAAGGACGUGGUGUUCGAGUUCCCUACGAACCAGGAGUAGAUAUGUGGAUAGGUCGCCAUCACAUUAUGACUUCUUCGACGAGUAUACUGCAUCUAACCAAAAUGUAUGGCCGUGCCACAUGAUAUCUCUGCAUGAUGGUUCCUUUCGGCGGUUUUCCAAGAA